Toxoplasma gondii ME49 is the source of this 1597-nucleotide messenger RNA. Its product is annotated as gamma interferon inducible lysosomal thiol reductase (GILT) protein. The coding region runs from base 67 to 792 and encodes 241 amino acids. The transcript is spliced from 9 exons. The record is from RefSeq and is a predicted model, not a curated record. Gene Ontology annotation, molecular function: oxidoreductase activity, acting on a sulfur group of donors, disulfide as acceptor. NCBI's taxonomy places the organism in Eukaryota, Apicomplexa, Conoidasida, Eucoccidiorida, Sarcocystidae.
CAUCACCUGUGAUUUGUGUUGAUAGUCACGUUGGCACGAAAACUCUGUUUUGAUAUAGCGAAUAUCAUGAAACUUUCUUGGCUUCCUAUUUGGGCUACGGCCACCGGCUCUUGUACUGGAGUCUGCGCAGCUUCAAUUAGAGUCGAGCCUCGACACAACCACUCACAACAUAACAAUCGGAAAAACGACAGAGUAAAGGUUGACAUCAUGUAUGAGUCCAUGUGCCCCUUCUGUCAGAGACUUAUCACACAACAACUGUCGCACAUUAUGAAGAGUGAUAUUGCUGACUACAUCGACCUACGCCUGUAUCCGUAUGGCAACGCACUCGAACGCGGCGGCGAGAUCGCAUGCCAGCAUGGUCCUGCGGAAUGCUUGCUGAAUAAGGUGUCCGCUUGUGCAAUCAGGGAGUUGCACACUGACUCUCAUCAGAUCACGAACGUUCUCACAUGCCUCGAGAGCAUCGCAGGAAGUCCCGACACCCAAUGGCGACAAUGCCUGACUGAAGCCGGUGGUAAAAAGGCAACCAUACAAGACUGUGUCACCUCCGUGAAAGGUUCAAAACUUAUGAAGGCUGUCGCUGCUUACUCCAAGACUGUUGGAUAUGAGUAUGUCCCGUGGAUCGAAGUAGACGGAAGACAUGCCAAGCCAGCCGAGGAGAAUCUGACAGAGUUCCUUUGCAGGAGAAUCGGCAACAGAGGGCCACACGCCUGCGCGAUGCUAUCUCUCCUAGAUACGACACAUGUUCUCCUUGAUCACCAGCGAUGCUUCAAAUACCCAACUGUCCAAGGCUGAAAGUUCCGAUGGGAUAUUGCUUAUCUAGAGUGCACUGACGUGUGUCGAACGGCUGUCGCCACAGGCCUGCAGACGACAAUGCUCGCCAAUUACUUCUGUGCAAGUGACCCACUACAAGCACUCACAAUUCCUUGUUCUGCGUUGAAUCAACGUCAGUCAAUGCCUUGAGGUUGUCAGAGUUUCAUAACUCUGAAAAAUGUAUACUCUUGUUUGGCAUUGAAUCAGGGUCUCGACAGUUUAGGCCGACCAGCUCAUACAAGGCGUCAUACUUUUCACUUUUUAACACAGUGGCGCUAACUUAGUCUCCGCUUUCGCAUCAGAACUUUCCCUAAUCCUGCCCGGCAGAUGCGAUCGCUUGCUUCCGGCCAGCAAAUAGCGUAUCCAACGUUCCAUCUGAUUGCAGUGCACAAGCAACAGCCAAGGCAAACUAUCACUGCAGGCGACCCUACCGGCGCCAACGUAUGCAGUGGAAGUUUUCUGCCGCAACACAGCAUCUUGCGCUGUAUGUUGUAGACAAACACCUUGGCAAAAGAGGGGAAGCGGCAACUCUCCUCUUCGAUGGGGUCACUUAGGCACUGCGUAGUGUGCUAUGGAAAACUUUCAUGUAUGGUCCGAUACGAAGUGCAAAGCCAAGACCGUUUGAUCGGAUUAUUUUGUUAAUCAGUUGAUUGGAUUAUUUUGUAAAUCGUGCUACGGCAGUGGAACUUCCGAUUUACGCGAACUGAGUGGUACACUCCCGAUAAUAUGCUGAAACAAAUGGACGAGCCACGGGACAAGAGAGAAACGGGCACCUGAUUGAAAGGCA